AAUAGCCAUUGAAGGAACCUUAAAAGUUCUAUAGAACUAACUCUUAAGACCUUGAUUUUUUUUUCUCUGUUAGGAGCUCCAUUUCAGUGACACAAUGAGGGUAGUCGUUGUUACAAGGACACUCGAAUUUGUAAUGGAAGUGGGUCUCCAAGAACCUGUUCUUGAAAUUAAAAUGAAGAUAGAACAAUUUUUAGGUGUCCCUGUGGCUUCACAAACUCUCUCAGUAUCUGGAUGGGAGUUGAUGGAUGGACUUGACAUGGAAGACUAUCCAAUUGUCACUGAAGGUACAAAAAUUGACCUCACCUUCAAAUCCAUGAUUAUAUUACCUCCGUUAAACCAUUGUAGUAAAAUCCAAAUUUUAGUGAAAUUCUCAUCUAGGCAGUUUAACAUAGAGGUAGACACAACAGAAACUGUGCGUAGUCUAAAAGAGAAAAUUCACAUCAUUGAUGGCACACCCAUCAAAAGAAUGUCACUUUUCUAUUGUGGGAUAGAAUUACAAGAAGACUAUCGCAAUCUUACUGAGUAUGGCAUACACGAAUUCUCAGAAAUAAUUGUGUUCGUCAAGGCCAUAAAUCGUCUAAGGGAUGAACCUCCAUCGAAAAGACUAAGUUUAGUGGUGCAAACUUCUUCUAGUUUGCUUAAUGCAGCCAGCAUUCCUGUGGAAUUGAAGGAUUCAUGCACUGUAAAUGACUUGAGGCAAUUAUUAUUGAGCAAAAAAAUUCUUCCCAUUGAUGAUUAUUUGUUUAUACACAAGCAGAGGAUUAUGCGUGACAAUUGCAGCCUCCGGUGGCAUGGUGUUGAAAAUGGGGACCCUCUCUAUGUGUUCAAAGGAACUAUCAGUAGAAAUGGAUAUUGAGAUGCUACAAGUUUCUAUGCCCUAGCGUGGUUGGAAUUUAAAUUUAAACCAGAAUAAAUGUUUUUUUAUUUUUUAUUUUUUAUAAAUAAUUUUAAACCAGAAGUCCAGAAUAAAUGUUAUGUAGAAUCUAUUUAGGAAUCCAUGAAGGCUAUAUGCUUAAACACCAAAGAGUAUUUGCUUUAUCAUCAUCAAAAAACUUUGGAAACUAUUAAUGUGGAAAAUAAUGAUACUUCCUAAUUAAUAUGGUC
Molecule: messenger RNA, 1104 nt
Organism: Quercus lobata
Lineage: Eukaryota; Viridiplantae; Streptophyta; Magnoliopsida; Fagales; Fagaceae
Product: Ubiquitin-like superfamily protein
Exons: 1
Coding region: 95-856 (253 amino acids)
Biological process (GO): proteasome-mediated ubiquitin-dependent protein catabolic process
Cellular component (GO): cytosol; nucleoplasm
Molecular function (GO): proteasome binding; polyubiquitin modification-dependent protein binding; ubiquitin binding
Source: RefSeq, a predicted model, not a curated record